This is a messenger RNA of Arachis ipaensis, 1228 nucleotides long. Its product is annotated as Major facilitator superfamily protein. The record is from RefSeq and is a predicted model, not a curated record. Lineage: Eukaryota; Viridiplantae; Streptophyta; Magnoliopsida; Fabales; Fabaceae. Gene Ontology annotation, molecular function: transmembrane transporter activity. Gene Ontology annotation, cellular component: membrane. Gene Ontology annotation, biological process: transmembrane transport.
UUAGAAACGCAGAAAUCAAUGGUCCUGAGUUCUUUGCAUUCUCUCUGAACCCUUUAGCUUUAAUUCCUUCAACACCGAUCUUCAUCCACAUUACUCUUUGGAUUUUUCAUGGAAACCUCAACGCUUCAUCAUAGCCCUAAUUUUGGGCUAAUUAUGUUACCAAAUAUGAAUUUGAACAUAGCCACAACCUACCUUCAAUAUGAUGUUUAUCGCUACUUUUGGUACACUAUUCAUACUGAUGGGAAGCUUCCCAGAGAUAGAGCAUGUGGUGGAAGUUCCACUUCUCUCCAAGGCCACUUCCACUACUUCCCACAACCACAAGGGUGGCUUCAGAACCUUGCCUUUCAUCAUAGCAAAUGAGGCAUUUGAGAGGCUGGCUAGCAUUGGACUAAUGCCUAACAUGAUAUUGUACUUGACAAGAGAGUAUGGGAUGGAAACUGCUGCUGCCACCAAUUUCCUCUUGUUAUGGUCUGCUGCCACCAAUUUCACACCCCUCAUUGCUGCUUUACUUGCAGACUCUUGUGUCGGUCGAUAUUCCAUGAUUGCUUAUGGUUCUGUUACUAGCCUGUUGGGAAUGGUUCUUCUAUGGUCAACAACCAUGAUUCCAAGGCAAAUUUCUAACCAAUUAACCAAUGUCUAUAACUCCACUUCAACAAUGCAACUUUUGAUCUUACAUUCCUCUUUUGCCCUUAUGGCCAUUGGAGCUGGAGGCAUAAGAUCAUCCUCUUUAGCCUUCGGUGUUGAUCAGUUAAGCAUGAAGGACAAAGAUGGGAAUGUUAAGGAAAGUUACUUCGGAUGGUACUAUGCUUCGGUCACAUUGUCGAUACUUCUUGGUCUAACUGGUGUUGUUUACAUUCAAGAAACCAUGGGAUGGAAAGUGGGGUUCGGAAUUCCUGUUAUCUUAAUGUUCAUAUCGACUAUAUCGUUUUUCUUAGCUUCUCCAUUUUAUGUCAAGCUAGAGACCAAAAAGAACAUGGUGAGUGGGUUAGCUCAGGUCAUUGUAGCCUCUUAUAGAAAUAGACUUGUUCAGUUGAAUCAGGAAUAUGGAAAUUUGACAUACUACCACGAGAAGGAUUCGAUUCUCCUAGUGCCAAGUGAAAGUUUGAGGUUUCUCAACAAAGCAUGCAUGAUUAGAGAUCCCUCACAAGAUCUCAAACCAGAUGGAAGGCCUUUGAAUCCAUGGAAUCUUUGCACAGUGGAUCAAGUGGAAGAACUAAAGGCACUUCUC